Amoebophrya sp. A120 is the source of this 1856-nucleotide messenger RNA. Lineage: Eukaryota; Dinophyceae; Syndiniales; Amoebophryaceae. The record is from the annotation of a GenBank genome assembly.
CAGAAUGAUACUUUCCUUUAUUAGAUAGCACAGGUGAAGCCUUAGCCUUAGGGGGCAGUGAGCGUGUAGUUCGCAUUGUGUCAUCCCGUUACAUUAUCUGUAUCUAUUGGGUUUGGGUUGUUAGAUUUAUGCUCAUGCUGUAAUCCACAAAAGCAAUAUUAAACCAACUGAACCAAUACCAAUGUCGUCUUCGUCCGCCCCGCCUCCGGCGCCGUCUCUCAUUUCUGAGGGGGAUUCCUCUAAUUGGAAUCACGCGUCGUUUUUCACCCGUUUCUGGACCUUUUCCCUGUGGAGCCUGCUCAUUCCCCUCGGGCUAGUUUUCUCCAUCCCUAUCUCUAUUUUCCGGAAAUGCACCGACUUCGCGUGCAACCGGGGCAACCUGUGGCAGGUCUUCUCCAUCACGUUUGUCAGUUUCACGUUAUCCCUCGCCCGAGUCCACGUCCUCUUCCCCUGGUACACCAUGCGUUUGGGCUGCUUCCUGCAGGCGAGACUGAAUAGUUGCUGUCGGAGGAGGGUGCUGAAGGUCGAAAAGAUGAAAACGACCGUCGAUGUGGCAACUAGUCAUACCGUUUUUACCCAGCAGCUCACGAACUUGAACAUCGGCCCGGUCACCUACGAUCUGUAUUCCCCGACGGGUGUCUCCAUCGAGACCGCGAAGACGAUUGUCAUCCACGCGGUCGGCGGCUUUCGGUUCUGCAUGCCGAGCAGGUUUUACGCGUACUCGAUCGGGUCGCUGGUUUUGCAUAAAAGCAAGGACCACGAUUCAUCAAGCGACAACGCGACCAUUUGGGCCAUGGUGCGGUACACGACGACGGGAUUGAACCCAAACGCCUGCGUAGAGAACGAGUUGCAAGUGAAAGAAGUGCGGAAGGUGUUUCUGGAUCUGAAGGCAAAGAACCCGACCGCGAAAAUCGUGCUGUCCGGGGAUUCCGUCGGAGCCAAUAUCGUGCUGUGCGCGGCGAUGGACAUGAAAAAUGCUAAUGUUCUGUCCCAGGAGGACGGGCGGGGGACAAGUGCAAGUGCAAACGCGAAUUCGAGCAACAACCUCACAACGCCCAAAAAUCCUAUGCCCGACGCGCUUCUGCUCCACUGCCCGGUGUACGACAGCUACCAUGCGCCGCUUUCCCCCCACAAAAACUACUACCGGGACUUCCUGACGCCUGAAGUGUUUCAGCUCAGCAGGCGGCUGUACCACGGAGCUGCGUCCGCAAAGGAUAACUACGAGUCGAACCACCGGCACGCGAAGAUCGACCCGAAAAUGUUCGCGCAAACUCUGACCGACAUCCCGGUUUUGGUGACGUUAGGUGGGAAGGACCUGCUUGUCGAUGUAGGGAAACAGCUGUACGAUGAUUUGAAAGAGCACGGGGUGAACGCAACUCUCUAUACCGCGGAAAACGGGGUACACAACUUCAUGUUUCUGAACGGCAUCGAUUUCACGAUGAUGACCUGGCUGACGAACAGGAAAGAAGUAAAAGAAGCACACGACCGCAUUCGGAAGUUUAUCCGGGAGUUGAAAUAGUGCAAAAAAUAAACAUCAAAAUCAAUCUUUUUUAGAUCGUUAAAAGGCCUAAAAGUAGGAACUUAUAUUUUUUGGAUCGGCAUCGCUAGAGUGAGUUGGUUGCUUUCCUCUUUUCCACGUAAAACUUCAAGCGAAGAAUGAGCGCCUGCUCUAUUCGAGGUCUUUUGUGCAGCUGAUAUGGUAACGUUAACGUGCCGCGGACGAGCUGCAUUCAACAUGAUGCCAAUUGGGAACCGCUCACCGUGAGUGACUGCAAUUCAUUGUAAUUUUUUUGAUUUUUUUCUUGGCAUGACAUGACGCGACGACCUGCAGCCAUGUGCUUCAGUGUUAGAGCGAG